Molecule: messenger RNA, 1282 nt
Organism: Leptinotarsa decemlineata (Colorado potato beetle)
Lineage: Eukaryota; Metazoa; Arthropoda; Insecta; Coleoptera; Chrysomelidae
Source: RefSeq, a predicted model, not a curated record
AACAAGAAGCUAUUUGGCAUUCUAUCCUACCGUUAAUCCAAGACGAUAUAAAUACGAAGCUGCUUCAAUUUUUUUCGUAGUUUGUGCAAAAUCGCCAGAUAAGAUGGGAAAGGUUUCAAGUUUUCUAUUCGUUGCUUUCCUCGUGACAGGAGGAUGUAGUUUUCCAUUAGAAGACACGCCAAAAGAAACAAACAAUAGUCCACAUGCCUUACUGGGUCAGCACAAAAUACGUUUAAGUGACGAUAAGCCUCAGGAAUCUACUUCUGAAGUAAAUAGGCCAAAAAGAGAUGAAUCUCAGCAAUCACAUCCAUCUCAACCGAAGUCAGAUGAAUCCGGUCAAACAGAGAACCAAGGACCCACACCAAAACCAGUCCAUCACUACAGGGAUGGUCCGAUCAUUCAAAGAAGAAGUGCUGACAGUUCUACUGACGAAAGCAGUAGAACUGAUGAUCAACAGUACCAUCAAAGUCCAUUGCUGCUCCAAAGGAAAAAUGUUGAUGAUAGUUCCAGAGACGUGAGUGGUUCGACUGAAAAAACCAUCAACUCCGACGAGCAAAAGGAUUCUAAAACUCACAACCGUCAACGACGAAACACUGAUGAAGAAAAUGUCAACAAGGCUGAAAGACCAAGUCUCCAAAGUAGCAACCCGUCUUUAUUAGCACGUAACCCUGUGUACCUUCCUGACUCUAAAAGCACGGGCAGAAUUUCCACGUCACCAGUUCCAGAUCUGAUUCCUUCAAGUACAUCAAAUCUAAGAUCUUCACCUCAAGAAGGAGUACAACACCACCCAUCUGAAGCAACUAAUGGAAACGUAAACACUCCACCUGCCCAAGUGAAUAGCGACAAUCUGCGAGAAAGAAAAACAAGAGGUCUGUCUAACAAUCCUACACAAGCUUCAACCUCUCGUCCAGUUGGAUUGCCUGUUGGACAAGAGAAUCAAGCAGGAAAGUCAGAAUAUAGUUCUUACAAUCAAGAACAAAAAGAUGAAUUCAAGAAUCAACCACAUGUGUUGGUUGCCCAUCCAUCAGAAGUUUCAGGUACGCAAAAUCGGAAAGUACGAGAUGUGAAUGACAAUCAACCACACCUUCUGGCAUCUAAUCCCAAAUCCAGCUUGAAUGAAAAUGCGUCUCGAUCAACGGCUGCUGUCUAUUCAUCCUCAACCACUGAGAAUACUAAACUUGUCAGUUCUUAUACACAUUAGGAAUAGUAAAAGAUGUAUUGAAAAUACAUUACAUAUUUAAGUAUGUUCAAAAAAUUAUAAUAAAUGAUGAUUCGCCAUUUC